This is a messenger RNA of Anolis carolinensis (green anole), 6141 nucleotides long. RefSeq names its product aminoadipate-semialdehyde synthase (gene aass). The record is from RefSeq and is a predicted model, not a curated record. Gene Ontology annotation, molecular function: saccharopine dehydrogenase activity. Lineage: Eukaryota; Metazoa; Chordata; Lepidosauria; Squamata; Anolidae. The coding region runs from base 122 to 2935 and encodes 937 amino acids. Gene Ontology annotation, cellular component: cytoplasm. The transcript has 25 exons.
GCAAAGGGGAGGGGAGGGGGCGCGCGAGGGAGGGAGGGGGAAAGGGAAGCAGCCGGGUGCUCGCUGUUGCGUAAAAGAGGCGCCAGAAGCCGGGCUCUGCCUGCCUUUGGAGGUUUUUGUCAUGCUCCGCACAGUCAAACACACAGGCUGUAGGCUUGGGAGCCAUUUUUCAAGAUGGCGGCUCUACCAUAAAUCUGUCUUGGCCAUCAGAAGGGAGGAUGUGAAUGCCUGGGAAAGGAGGGCUCCACUAGCCCCCCGGCAUGUCAAACUGCUCACCAACUUGGGAUACAAAGUUCUGGUGCAACCAUCCAACCGAAGGUCCAUCCAUGAAAAAGACUACAUCAAAGCUGGAGGAAUUAUUCAGGAAGAUAUUUCUGCGGCCUGCUUGAUUGUGGGUGUGAAGAGGCCUCCAGAUGGCAAACUGAUUCCCAAGAAAAACUAUGCUUUCUUCUCCCAUACUAUCAAAGCUCAAGAAGCAAACAUGCCCUUGUUAGAUGAAAUCCUGAGCAAGAAUAUUCGAUUGAUAGAUUAUGAAAAAAUGGUAGAUCACAGAGGAGUGCGAGUGGUAGCCUUUGGAAAGUGGGCUGGUGUUGCAGGUAUGAUAAAUAUUUUACAUGGAAUGGGGUUACGAUUUCUUGCCCUGGGUCAUCACACUCCUUUUAUGCACCUUGGUAUGGCCCAUAAUUACAGAAACAGCAGCCAGGCUGUGCAAGCAGUUCGGGAUGCAGGCUACGAAAUAUCUUUGGGCUUGAUGCCCAAAUCUAUUGGACCCAUAACAUUUGUUUUUACAGGGACCGGUAAUGUUUCUAAGGGUGCACAGGAAAUGUUUAAUGCACUGCCUUGCGAGUUUGUGGAGCCCCAUGAGCUGAAGGAGGUUUCUAGAACUGGAGAUCUCAGGAAAGUGUAUGGGACAGUGUUGAGUCGACACCACCAUCUUGUGAGAAAGAGUGAUGGUGUGUAUGACCCUGUAGAAUAUGACAAGCAUCCAGAACUCUACACGUCCAGAUUUAACACUGAUAUUGCACCCUAUGCAACUUGCAUAAUCAAUGGGAUCUACUGGGAGCAGCAUACGCCGCGAUUGCUCAACCGACAAGAUGCCCAGAGACUUCUGGCUCCGCUCCGACCUUCUGCCACUGCAACAGAAGGUUGCCCUGAAUUGCCACACAAACUUGUUGCAAUAUGUGACAUCUCCGCAGACACUGAAGGAUCUAUAGAAUUUAUGACAGAAUGUACAACGAUUGACAAUCCUUUCUGCAUGUAUGAUGCUGACCAGCACAUCAUCCAUGACAGUGUGGAAGGAUCUGGGAUUUUGAUGUGUUCCAUUGAUAAUCUACCUGCUCAGCUUCCUAUAGAAUCGACAGAAUGUUUCGGAGACAUGCUUUUCCCUUACAUUGAAGAAAUGUUGCUUUCAGAUGCUUCAGAGCCCCUUGAAAGCCAGAACUACUCGCCUGUAGUUAGAGAUGCAGUGAUUGCAUCCAAUGGUGUACUGACGGAUAAAUUUAAAUAUAUCCAGAAACUGAGGGAAAGCAGGGAAUACACCCAGUCACUGACCAUGGAUAAGAAAAAGAAGGUUUUGAUUCUAGGAUCAGGAUACGUCUCUGGGCCUGUGAUAGAAUACCUCACAAGAGAUCCUAACAUUGAAAUAACAGCAGUUUCUCCACUGAACCUUUAUCCUAGAACAGUUUCGGUCAUGAAGAAACAACUUGAACAGCUGACCAAGAAGUACACCAAUGUUGCUCCUGUUGUCGCAGAUGUCACUGAAGAUGAAACAAAAUUAUCGUCCAUGGUGAAAAAACACAAUCUUGUUAUUAGCUUGCUCCCUUAUGUAUACCAUCCCUUGGUUGCUAAGAAGUGUAUUGAGAAUAAAGUGAAUAUGGUGACUGCCAGUUAUCUGACACCUGCUAUGAAAGAGCUGCAGGAAAGUGUCGAGGCAGCUGGCAUUACGGUUGUCAGUGAAAUGGGUCUGGAUCCUGGUCUCGACCAUAUGUUGGCAAUGGAUUGCAUUGAUAAAGCAAAAGAAGUGGGUGCUACGGUGGUAUCCUACACUUCUUUCUGUGGUGGAUUGCCGGCUCCAGAAUAUUCUGACAAUCCCUUGAGAUAUAAAUUCAGCUGGAGUCCACAGGGAGUCCUGCUGAACACAGUUCAACCAGCCACAUAUUUAAAAAAUGGAGAGAUUAUUAAUAUUCCAGCCGGAGGAGCUUUGCUUGAUUCUGUUACUGUCAUGGAUUUUUUCCCAGGAUUAAAUUUGGAAGGUUUUCCAAACAGGGACAGCACAAAAUAUGCUGAACCAUAUGGUAUUCAAUCAGCUCACACUCUUUUAAGAGGAACUUUACGAUACAGGGGUUAUUCUAAAGCCAUAUCAGGCUUUGUGAAACUAGGCCUAAUUGAUUCAGAGCCAUGUCCUAUGCUGAGUGCGACAGCACCAUCUAUAAACUGGAAAGACUUAAUGUGCAAGUUACUUGGACUUCAUCCGUCUGCCAGUCUUGAAGAUCUCCGUGAUGCUGUCUACCACAAAUUGAACAAGGAUGAAAAGCAACUGGAGGCAGUGGAAUGGUUGGGAUUACUCAGAGAUGAACCUGUUCCAAUAGCAGAGACAAUAGUGGGUGCGCUGGCCAAGCACAUGGAGGCUAAAUUGUCUUAUGGUGCUGGAGAGCGGGACAUGAUAGUUAUGAGGAAUGAAAUCGGGAUAAAGCAUCCAUCUGGUCAUUUGGAAGACAAAUACAUCAAUCUUGUAGUAUAUGGUGAUAAGGGAUAUUCUGCAAUGGCAAAAACUGUAGGGUAUCCAACGGCUAUUGCAGCAAAAAUGGUUCUCGACGGUGAAAUCAACGCCAAAGGCAUGGUUAUCCCAUUGACAAAGAAUAUAUAUGGACCAAUACUCAAACGGGUUCAAGCUGAAGGCAUUUCUUACAGUACACAAAGCGUUAUCAAGCAAUAAAAGAGGCUUCAUCUUCCCUCCUCCUUUUUUGCAAGAUCUAGUUUUCUAUGGACAAUUGGCAGCUUGAAAAUAUUGCAUUUGGGUGCCUGUUUUCUGGAAAAUCUUUAGGACCAUUGAAAUUUAAUAGGAGCUAUGCCACAACUGCUCUGCUCUUGUGAACUUCCAGUUUUUUUCAGUGAUCUUUGCACAAUAUUGUACUAUUUCCUGUUGGAUCAUGCACUCUGACUUUUCUUUAAGGUGCCAGUCCUGGCCAUAUUUACCUGAAAAGAAGUCUAAGCAAGUUAUCAUCAGUGGGAUUUUGAUUUCUAAGCAUUUGCAUUGUAAAAAGGUGUGGAAUGAAUGGCUCUCCAUAUAUUUUGGAUUCCAACACAUUGGCUCCAGCCAAUAUGGCCAGGUGUUUGGUUAAAUAUAGCUGGAGGGACAUCUCUAGGUCUCCAGUCGCAAUUACGAGGGUAGUUACGUAUAAAUCGUCCAUAUUGACAACAAAAGUUGCAUCUUAAUGUGAUAGCAUUUGCCCUCAAAGCUGUCCCAAGUGCUGAGGAUUUACUGAGUUUAUGAGUUCACUGUAUUUUCUUUAGAAAUGCGACCUGGAAUAUGAAGGUUGUAAUAUUUAUGAAAGAAAUUUGGAUAGUUUCGCCAUUCCAUCCUUUCUAUAUGACCAGUCUUAGGUUCUAAAAUAAUACUGGAUUAAGGUUCCCAGAAUUGCUCACAUUUGGUCAUGCUUGCUUUAGCUUCUUUGAGUUGGAUUCCAAUGACAUCUGGGACCCAUGUUGGGAUCCACUAUUCUUUGGAUCCCAACAUGGGUCCUGGAUUGUGUGCAACCAGUUUGAGAUCUCAGUGUUCAAACUGCUUCCUCUUAAGAACUGUCACUAAAAUUGGUAAACUCCAUCUUUUAAAAAUGUACAGUAUAUGGACUAGCUGCCCAUUCCACUCCCAAUGAGUCAUUUUUUUUUGAUUAAAUAUAUAUUUGUGGACUUCAUUACUAUCAAUACCAUGUUAUCAGCUAUUUUUUUUUUUUGCCUAGUAACAAUGAAACCAAAUGUGGAUUGGACUCGUUCAUUAAACGGUACUUAAUAGAGGGCUUAUCAUGAGCUUUUCAACAUCUUUUCAGCCUAGGCAUAUAUCUAGUUAAAGAGUUUUUGGUAACAGGAUGGGAAUGACUUCUGCCCUACAGAGAAAAUAUGUACCAUGCAAUCUUGUGUGAAAAUCUUUUUAUGUUCAUGGAAACUGAGCCCUUUAUAAGCGAAAGGGAACCUUAAAUGCCUAGAAAAUUAUGCCAAAAUAUUUUUAUAUGUAAUCAAAAUCUGAAUGUAUUAUUAUUAUUAUUGUAGACAGUUCAGUAGUAUAUGAAAUCUUGAAAAUAAUUUUACGUGAUAACAUUAGUUCCACGUUUGCCAAAUUUUGUGGUGUUUGAAACUGUGUUUCAAUUCUAUACUGGAUAGCUAAGUAAUAUCCAAGUAGUAUACUUAGCUAUGGGAAGGUAGCUGACUUGUAGUCUUUAAGAUUUAUUCUCAAUUGGAAUAAUGGUAUUGACCAGCCUCAACCAAGCUCCAGAUAUGUUGGAUUGCAGUGUUCAUUGGUUGGUCUUUUUCCCUUUCCUUGUUCCAUACUUGGAAGAAAUAUUAAUAUGCACUGCAUAUGCUGUCCAUGUUUUGUAGUUGCCCUUUCAUUUAAUUAUACCAAAACAAAAAUGAUACCAUUUGACCAUGUAAAGUUUAUGAAUUAUGUCAGAUGUAUAUCUCUUCCUGAUCUUUGUCACAUGUCUGAUUAUUUAUUUUAAUGGAAAUAUUCUGUAAGAAGCCAAAUAUGUAAUAUUCAAGAUCACUGUAAAUGUGAAGGAAAAAUCUCUUUGUUCCAGCCUUGGGGAGCAGGAAUUGAGGUGAGGAAAGAGCAAAUGCUUCAGUGCGAGUUCAUUUGGAGGUAUAUGGAUUAUAAGAAAAAAAGGUAUGCAGUCUGUUCUGCCAUAUAUUCAGAAGAAUACUGCAAAGAGGAGGUGAACAUGAACUAAAGUGUCUUCUGUGCUGUGCCUUGCUAUUUCAUCCCAGUUAUGCUGAUUUUCCUUUGCAUCGCUUUUAGUCUUUUCGUAUACUUGAAAAAGUUUAAUGCUCAGACUUCAUUUUCUCCAAGAAUCCAUCUAUUUUGGAGACUAUUUGGGAGCAAGAGUUUUCCGUAAUAGCUCAAUCCUAUCCAUGUUUACGCAGAAUAAAGUCCUAUAGUGCUCCUUAAGCCAAAGUCCUAUUGUAGCUUUACACAACUAUAAAAUACAUGCACUACUAAUUGUAUUUUUUACUCACUUUAAGGUAUCUAGUACUCCCUUUACACAACGAUCUGCUGUAGAAAAUUGUGUAUGUGGUCAUAGUUCCACUUCCGGGCAAGAAAAUGACUUGCAUAUCUUGAUUUUCAUUGAUGUCAGUUGCAUUUGGCCUUAAUUUAAGUCUACUCAUUCUCUGGAAUAGAUUAAAAACGCACAGAUAGAGAGAGGAAAUCCAGUACAGUUUUAUGUGCAUGAACUUGUCUACUCUGGUUGUUGGGAAAUAUUCUGAACAUCACUUGCUAGUUAGUUGAUUCAGAUUUAAAUCUAAAUGCAGGGCAGCAACUGAACAGUCCAAAGCUAAUGUUGUCUGCUGGGCAGAAGACUUAUAUCCAGUGUGUCUGCCCAAACAGUUCAAGUGGCAACAGUGCUCGGUGUGCCUGUUGAAAGGAAUGUAUAACAACUUGGUGCUUAUUGCAGUAGACAUGCUUUGUUCAGGUGUGCAACCUUCCACUUCUUUUAUCAGUUUGGAACAUAAAAUGGCCCCUGCCGAACUGGCAGUGACCCUUUUGAUAGGUCACCAAGCAGCUCUUGGAUACUAAUAAGCUUUAAUGUUUUUUUGUUUAUGAGCAAAAUAAAAAUAAUCCACCAUUCUUGCCCAUCUUCCUUCCUACCCUCAAGCGCCUGCUCCCCAAACAAAAAGAUGCCCUUUCUGGAAGCUUUUCUUUUAUAUGACUUUAAAUACUUCAAAUAACAGAAAGGAAGAGUUGCGAUUGUUCUGUAAGAUUCAGGGCAGCUGGAAAGGUUAAUUUGUACAUUUGUAGCUGCUCCUUGUUUCAGAAUACUUUUGGAAUCCUCUCCUUGGGGCAGAAGAGUCUUUUAUAUAUUGUGUCGGGUUUAAAGAAAUCCAGUGCUUUUGCUAUGGUGCCAUAUCAAAUAAAAGCGUUUGACUUUU